Messenger RNA from Phyllostomus hastatus (greater spear-nosed bat), 3268 nucleotides. It is a transcript of the gene SLC25A23, whose product is annotated as solute carrier family 25 member 23. The record is from RefSeq and is a predicted model, not a curated record. NCBI's taxonomy places the organism in Eukaryota, Metazoa, Chordata, Mammalia, Chiroptera, Phyllostomidae. The transcript is spliced from 10 exons. The coding region runs from base 359 to 1609 and encodes 416 amino acids. Gene Ontology annotation, biological process: transmembrane transport. Gene Ontology annotation, molecular function: calcium ion binding; ATP transmembrane transporter activity.
ACGGCUAGCAGUCACCACCUCCAGCAAGUGCCAGAGCCCGGCUGGCUGCGCGGAGGCUGCAGUAGCGGUGGCAGCAGAGCUGGCCCUGCGGGGCCCCGGGGGGGAGGGGGAGCGGCGAAGCCCCGGCUGAGGCUGCUGCUGCGGGGCCUCCCCUCCCCCCCGGAGGGCGCCAUGCGGGGGGGUCCAGGCGACGCGGAGCGGCGGCAGCGCUGGGGUCGCCUCUUCGAGGAGCUGGACAGUAACAAGGACGGCCGCGUGGACGUGCACGAGUUGCGCCAGGGACUGGCCCGGCUGAGCGGAGGCGACCCGGGCCGCGGCGCCCAACAGGACCUCUCCCCAGAGUCUGGUGCUGAUCCAGAUGGCGGGCUGGACCUGGAAGAGUUUACCCAAUACCUGCAGGAGCGGGAACAGCGCCUGCUGCUUCUGUUCCACAGUCUGGACCAGAAUCAGGAUGGUCACAUCGAUGUCUCUGAGAUCCAGCAGAGUUUCCGAGCUCUGGGCAUUUCUAUCUCCCUGGAACAGGCAGAGAAAAUUCUACACAGCCUCAGGUACUGAUUUUGUCCCACCCCUCAGCAUGGACCGUGACGGCACUAUGACCAUCGACUGGCAGGAAUGGCGUGACCACUUCCUGUUGCAUUCACUGGAGAAUGUGGAAGACGUGCUCUAUUUCUGGAAGCAUUCCACGGUCCUGGACAUUGGCGAGUGCCUGACUGUCCCUGACGAGUUCUCAGAGCAGGAAAAGCUGACUGGCAUGUGGUGGAAGCAGCUGGUGGCUGGUGCAGUGGCAGGUGCUGUGUCGAGGACAGGCACAGCCCCUCUGGACCGCCUCAAGGUCUUCAUGCAGGUCCAUGCCUCCAAGACCAACCGGCUGAACAUCCUGGGGGGCCUACGGAACAUGAUCCAAGAAGGGGGCAUGCGCUCCCUGUGGCGUGGCAACGGGAUCAAUGUACUCAAGAUUGCACCUGAGUCGGCUAUCAAGUUCAUGGCCUAUGAGCAGAUCAAGUGGGCCAUUCGGGGGCAGCAGGAGACACUACAUGUGCAAGAGCGCUUUGUAGCUGGAUCCUUGGCUGGUGCCACAGCCCAAACCAUCAUUUACCCCAUGGAGGUCCUGAAGACGCGGUUGACCCUUCGCCGGACGGGCCAGUACAAAGGGCUGUUGGACUGCGCAUGGCAGAUCAUGGAGCGAGAAGGGCCCCGCGCCUUCUACCGCGGCUACCUGCCCAACGUGCUGGGCAUCAUUCCCUACGCCGGCAUCGACCUGGCCGUCUACGAGACCCUGAAGAACCGGUGGCUCCAGCAGUACAGCCACGACUCGGCUGACCCAGGCAUCCUCGUGCUCCUGGCCUGUGGCACCAUCUCCAGCACCUGUGGCCAGAUAGCCAGUUACCCCCUGGCCCUGGUCCGGACCCGUAUGCAGGCCCAAGCCUCCAUCGAGGGUGCCCCCCAGUUCUCCAUGCUGGGUCUGCUCCGUCACAUCCUGUCCCAGGAGGGCAUACCGGGCCUCUACCGGGGCAUUGCCCCCAACUUCAUGAAGGUUAUCCCAGCUGUGAGCAUCUCCUAUGUGGUCUACGAAAACAUGAAGCAGGCCCUGGGGGUCACAUCCAGGUGAGGGACCCAGAGCUUCCCUCACUAACAUCCCUCCUCAAUCAUGACGUCCCAUACACCUUAGCCACUGGAGACUGAUGGCUCAGCCAGUGGAUCCCAGGUGCCCCCCACUCAAACCACAGGAUCCCCAUACUUCAUCCACUGGGUCCUGCAUCCCACGUUCCAGAUACUGGACCCCAUGUUUCCCUGCCUCCCCUGCCCCAACACACACGCAUGCAUAAGGUCCUGGACCUUCAUGUCUUAGCCAUUGGAUCCCUCACUACUCAGCUAAUGAAUUCUGAAACCCCAACCACAGGAACACAUAUCCCCAUAGCUAAGCACCAGACCCCAGCUCCCUCGGGCACCGCAUCCUGGAGUCCUCAUACAGCAGAACCCAGAUCCCCAACCCCACUAGCAGAUCCUAGACCUCCAUGCUUCAAGCCGUGGAUUUCCAAGCUAUGCCACUGGAUUUGGAAACCCCAGCCACCAGCUCCUGACAGUGCAAUGCCCAGAUCCUGGGACCCGCACCACUGGAUCUCUGAUCCCCUAGAUCCCUCUGCUUCAACUGCCAGAUCCCUACCUUUCAGCCACCAUACCCUCAACCCCCAGCCCACUGAAUUCCAGAUGCCCAAGGCCUGAGACACUCAAUACUGGCUCUGAAAACCACAACUGUAAGAGCCCAGUGGCAGAGCAAGUGGGUCCCAGCAACUGCAGCGGGACUCUAAAACCUCACUCACAGGAAACAGACCCCGACACCUCCAGGCACUGGAUCCCAGCCCCUGAGCCCCUGGAUUUUGACCUGAAUCCUCCCAGACACUGGCUUCCAAAUAUUCAGGUCCCACAUUUAGAUCCCAGUAAGAUGAUCACAGCAUUCUGGACUGCACAGGUCCCCUGUCUCAGACAUACAUGAGAGCCCAGAGACCUCCCCACCACAACCCAAACCUGGGAGCUGGCAGGACCCCCAGGUCCCUGCCUCUUGGCUCCUGGCAUGGCCAGCUUCCCCUCUCAUGCCUUGCACUGACACUGGAUCCCCCCACCUCCUCAGCAUGGCCAUACCUCGGCUCUGUGGGGACACUGCUCUCUCCAACCCUCCCUCGACCUUCUACAGAGUCUUCCACUCCCCACCUUAUAAGCUGAUAACCCCCAGAGCCUGGGUCCCUCUGGAAGAUCCAGCUGCUCUUUCUUGGGGGCUGGCAAUGAGGCAAUCUGAGGUGAGGGCACAUUCAGGGGACCUCCCCUAGCCCCAGCACUAGCAGCCUUUCCUCAGGCUUCAGAGAUGCGAGCCAGGAGCAAGUCUACACAGACCACCCUUCCCCAAACCCAAGCAUCCAGUUAUGCAAAAUGAACCAAAUCCCCAGAACUCAUUCCAGGUCUAUUUUUCUAAGGAGAGGAGCAGACAUUCCGUCACCGCGCCCCACCCCCCACCUUUAUGACUAACCCAAGCCCCAACACCCCUAUACACUCUGCACUUUAGAGUUGGAUUCUGAGCUUAGGAAACUGAGGGACUCCUCCCUCUACUCCUCCCAACUCCUUGGAGAACCCCGUUAAAGGACUACAGAAGAGGAGCUGCGAUGUCUGGGGGGGUAGAGGACCUCCUCAAGGCUUCAGCCUCUCCCCAUCUCCCUGCCUGUGUGUGUUAUGUCAAAGAAGAAGAACAAAAGGAAUACAUUUUUCUAAGCUCUUC